Stylophora pistillata is the source of this 2268-nucleotide messenger RNA. Its product is annotated as FIGNL1-interacting regulator of recombination and mitosis. The record is from RefSeq and is a predicted model, not a curated record. NCBI's taxonomy places the organism in Eukaryota, Metazoa, Cnidaria, Anthozoa, Scleractinia, Pocilloporidae.
AACCCUGUUUUGAUUUUACUAGGAAAAACUUAAAAUGCCUUUUAGUUGAUAAAGGAAACCAUCUGUCCCCCUAAUUUUCAUAAUACAUAUUCACUGGCACCCCAUAAAAGUGUAUCUCUAUGAACUAGCUAGUGUUAGUCAAAGUGUAUAAUGACUGAUCCUCUAUUUCCAUGGCUUAGCAAUUUACCUCCAAGUCUGAGUGCUCCAAAAAUUGAUGCUUGUGCAGUUCAGGGUAUAAAAUCAGCCUUAUUGAUAGCGGUGGAGCCACUGCUUUCUGUUAUUGUGAAAAACAAACAUUUUGCCAAUUUAAUUACCAGAAAAUCACUGGUGGUGGAUGAAAAGAGUUGCUUCGCACACUGCUAUUUGUUGGUUACUAUUCUGAGUGUUUUACCAAAUACACCAGAGGGUGUAUUUGCAUAUUGGAUAUCACCCAUCGAUUAUCCAGAGGAAGAAUCUCGUAAUUCACUUUUGGAGGCUGUGUUUGAAUAUUUCAGUCACUGUGUUGUGGAGGUUCGCUUGCCAAUAUAUGUGGAUGGUAUAAUGAGCAAGGGGAAACCAUUGAGAGAGAUAACUUUGUAUGAGCAUGUUUGUACUAGAAUGUGCUCUGUUGUAGCUUCCACACCUGCGGCAUGUUUUUCUGCUGUGGAACGAUGCCUGUUGGAACACGUCCUCCAGGAUGACCUGCUGUGUGCCUUGCUCUCUAGCGAUGUGUGGUGCUUCAUGGCAAGGUGGGGCUCUGCCAAGCUGUGUGCAGGACAUGUAAUGGUUCUUUCUCAACUGUUAUUACAGUUGCCUGCUUCAAGCGCUGGUCAUGUCCACUUGUCGCUACUCAUUCGACGUCUCACUCGUCUAAUGGCUGUGGAACAUCAAGAGAAUCUUGUCACUUCUUUUCCACCGUCGAAGGAAGAAAACAUAACCGCGUGGUGUGUGUAUCCCUUACAAGAUAUGCCUGAGAACGUCAAGAAAAAGGUUUGCUGUUCCCUUGUUCCCUUGUGCAUACAAGUUUGUCACUCGCGAAUAACGAAUCAAUCAGCGGAAGACAACGAGCUAUUGUCGCGCUGCUUAAGUUGUCUCCGGCGAGUUUACAGCCUGCCCAGCACGGAAAGCUAUCUACCUCCUGUUCAUCACUCUGCUACCAUCGGUCUUAUCAAGGAUUUGUGGUCGCUUUGUUGUCAAGGAUGUGAGCAAGUAGAACGAUUUAGAAUCAAUGUGUGGUGCGAGUUACUGGAUUUGACAUCCACCUUACUUACCUUCAUCCAGCCUGAAGAUUAUGCAAAGAUAUUAAUUGGUGUACGAAGUCUCCUCGAUAUGAAGCCUGCUUCAGGAGUUCGCCAUGCAGCCGCAGAGUUUCUCGGGAGAUGCGGCUGUAAGGAUGUCCCAGAACACCUUGAGUCCACAGCGUUAAGCGACAUCAGCGCUAUGUUCUCCACAUUGGUCUGUGACACGCACUGGUUGGUUCAUCAAAAAGCAUUUCAUAGCGUUAAGGGAUUCGCAGAGGUCACCCGUUACACUUACGUGAUGGGAGAUUGUGUUCCUGAAAAUUUACUUCCUUGGUUGUCGGAUUUUCUAAAUCAGCUUCCUUAUAAACACAAUGAAUUCGGAGUUGGGGACAUGACGAAAUCCGAUGUAGAGUUUGUAAGACAACAUCUUGGAACGGAGGUGUGGAGAAAAACACAGAUCACGCCAUCCAAUGACAUUAAAGAAAAAGAAAUACCAUUUAUGGACACAAGGGGUCGAUUACGUAACGCAAGUGUAGAUGAUAACAAAGAGGUAGAGCCUGAACCAAAACGUUUAAAAACACAGCAUCAUUCACCCAGUGAAAGUCAGGGGAAUGCACUUUAUGAUGAAGCAAUACGAAAUUUGAAGAUACCUGUCUUGACAAUUUUUGAUCUUAGAAAGCAGUUUGUGCCUUCAGCAAAAGUGGUGGAACAAGUUGAAGAAAUUCAGACAUUGCUACAAAGGUUUCUCAACGGGAGCGCCGCCAAAUGAUACACUUUUGCAGCAAAUCGCAACUGAGUGGACAGUGAAUGACAAAAAUGCGCGUUAUGUAUGCAAAGUAUUUAAAACUGAGUUUGCAUCUUCAAUACAGACGUUGCCUUCUUCUUGAGCUCAGCAUUUCCACAGCUCUGCACUUUCAGACACCACAUUUGUAGAAAUUUAAAGUACUUUUAACGUUUUGACUUGUAUGAUAGAAUUGACUAGACUCGAAAGAUGUUAUUUUGAAAUGAGUUUUUAUAACUUGUCAAUAAAGAAAAACUUUGAAAUCAC